Molecule: messenger RNA, 955 nt
Organism: Myotis lucifugus (little brown bat)
Lineage: Eukaryota; Metazoa; Chordata; Mammalia; Chiroptera; Vespertilionidae
Product: phosphorylase b kinase regulatory subunit beta-like
Exons: 9
Biological process (GO): glycogen metabolic process
Cellular component (GO): phosphorylase kinase complex
Molecular function (GO): calmodulin binding
Source: RefSeq, a predicted model, not a curated record
GCCACGGUGCUGCUGUACCAGAGUCCCACCACUGGCCUCUUCCCCACGAAGACCUGCGGCGGGGACCAGCAGGCCAAGGUCCAGGACAGCCUGUACUGCGCCGCGGCCGCCUGGGCCGUGGCCCUCGCGUACAGGCGCAUCGACGACGACAAGGGGCGGACGCACGAGCUGGAGCACUCGGCCGUGAAGUGCAUGCGAGGGAUCCUCUACUGCUACAUGCGGCAGGCCGAUAAGGUCCAGCAGUUCAAGCAGGACCCGCGCCCGACAACCUGCCUCCACUCCGUGUUCAACGUGCGCACAGGGGAUGAGGUCCUCUCCUACGAGGAGUACGGGCACCUGCAGAUCAACGCGGUGUCCCUCUACCUCCUCUACCUGGUGGAGAUGAUUUCCUCGGGGCUGCAGAUCAUCUACAACACCGACGAGGUCUCUUUCAUUCAGAACCUGGUGUUUUGUGUAGAGAGAGUUUACCGGGUGCCUGACUUCGGUGUCUGGGAAAGAGGAAGCAAAUACAACAACGGCAGCACAGAGCUGCAUUCGAGCUCGGUGGGCUUAGCAAAAGCGGCUCUAGAAGCAAUUAAUGGAUUCAACCUCUUUGGCAAUCAGGGCUGCUCGUGGUCAGUCAUAUUUGUGGAUCUCGAUGCUCAUAAUCGCAACAGGCAGACUCUGUGCUCCCUGCUGCCCCGGGAAUCUCGAUCUCACAACACGGACGCCGCCCUGCUCCCCUGCAUCAGCUACCCUGCCUUCGCGCUGGAUGACGAAGCUCUGUUCGGCCAGACACUCGACAAGGUGGUCCGGAAGCUGAAAGGGAAAUACGGCUUCAAGCGUUUCCUGAGAGACGGGUAUAGGACGUCCCUGGAGGACCCCCACAGACGCUACUACAAACCGGCUGAGAUUAAGCUGUUCGACGGCAUCGAAUGUGAAUUCCCCAUAUUUUUCCUGUACAUGAUCAUCGACG